GGCGGCGAGGACGGCGGCGACGGCAGCGGCCGAGGGGGCGGUGGCUAUAAGGGGGGUGCGGAGCAGGCGGAAGAGGCGUCCGUGCGGGCGGCUAGGUCGCAGAGAAACAUCGUUGGGGUGACUGGAGAUGAUUCAGUUUUUAAGGCUUUCAAAUGGAGAUUGCAGUUGAAGAAGAGGAAUUUGCCUUGGCAACUAGGGAACUAUGCUGUUAGACCUCUGAUGCUGCUACGAUAAGGGGCCAGGAACUUGUCCACUUACCUGGGAUCAGCGAAUAUCACCUGUUCUACAAGAUGAGUAACAGUCACCCUCUUCGCCCCUUUACUGCUGUGGGCGAAAUUGAUCAUGUGCACAUUUUGUCUGAACAUAUUGGUGCCUUGCUGAUAGGGGAAGAAUAUGGCGACGUCACAUUUGUUGUGGAAAAGAAACGCUUUCCUGCCCACAGGGUAAUUUUGGCAGCGAGGUGCCAAUAUUUUCGAGCGUUACUGUAUGGUGGGAUGCGAGAAUCUCAGCCUGAAGCAGAAAUCCCUCUUCAAGACACCACUGCAGAAGCAUUCACAAUGCUGCUAAAAUACAUCUACACCGGGCGGGCAACGCUGACAGAUGAGAAGGAGGAGGUGUUGCUGGACUUUCUGAGCCUAGCUCAUAAAUAUGGAUUUCCAGAGCUGGAGGACUCUACCUCUGAGUAUCUCUGCACCAUACUUAACAUUCAGAAUGUCUGCAUGACUUUUGAUGUUGCCAGCCUCUACUCACUUCCCAAGUUAACUUGCAUGUGCUGCUUGUUUAUGGACAGAAAUGCUCAGGAGGUGCUCUCAAGUGAAGGCUUCCUCUCCCUUUCUAAGACAGCACUUUUAAACAUCGUAUUAAGAGAUUCAUUUGCAGCUCCCGAAAAAGAUAUCUUCCUAGCCUUGUUAAAUUGGUGUAAGCACAAUUCAAAGGAGAAUCAUGCUGAAAUCAUGCAGGCUGUGCGUUUGCCUCUGAUGAGCCUCACUGAACUUCUGAAUGUUGUGAGGCCUUCAGGACUGUUGUCUCCUGAUGCCAUUCUGGAUGCUAUUAAAGUUCGAUCUGAGAGCCGGGAUAUGGACCUCAAUUACAGAGGCAUGCUCAUACCAGAAGAAAAUAUUGCAACUAUGAAGUAUGGAGCCCAGGUUGUAAAAGGGGAGCUGAAGUCUGCCUUAUUAGAUGGUGAUACUCAAAAUUAUGAUUUGGAUCAUGGAUUUUCUAGACACCCAAUUGAUGAUGACUGCCGUUCUGGCAUUGAGAUUAAGCUAGGUCAGCCAUCUAUUAUCAAUCACAUACGGAUACUCCUGUGGGACCGAGAUAGCCGGUCUUACUCAUACUUCAUUGAAGUGUCAAUGGAUGAACUUGAUUGGAUCAGAGUGAUUGAUCAUUCGCAGUAUCUGUGUCGUUCUUGGCAGAAAUUAUAUUUUCCAGCCCGUGUCUGCAGGUAUAUUCGAAUAGUUGGGACUCACAACACAGUGAACAAGAUUUUUCACAUUGUGGCUUUUGAAUGUAUGUUUACAAACAAAACCUUCACUCUUGAGAAGGGGCUGAUAGUUCCCAUGGAGAAUGUUGCAACAAUUGCUGAUUGUGCCAGUGUGAUUGAAGGAGUCAGCCGGAGCCGAAAUGCCUUGCUGAAUGGGGACACCAAGAAUUAUGAUUGGGACUCUGGCUAUACGUGUCAUCAGCUAGGAAGUGGUGCAAUUGUGGUUCAGCUGGCACAGCCGUACAUGAUCGGGUCGAUACGGUUAUUACUUUGGGACUGUGAUGAUAGAAGCUAUAGCUACUACGUUGAGGUUUCCACCAACCAGCAACAAUGGACCAUGGUGGCCGACAGAACUAAAGUCUCUUGCAAGUCCUGGCAAUCUGUAACUUUUGAAAGACAGCCUGCCUCCUUCAUCCGAAUCGUGGGAACACACAACACAGCAAAUGAGGUGUUCCACUGUGUCCACUUUGAGUGUCCAGAGCAGCAGAGCAGCCAGAAGGAGGACAACAGUGAGGAGUCGGGGACGGGGGACCCCAGCCUGGUGGGGCCGCCGCUCGACCCCCAUGCCCUGCAGGCCCCCGGUGGCAGCUCACUGCCUUCCAGCCCAGGCUCCGUCUCCCGUUCUCCCAACCGGCAGCACCAAUAACCGGGGCACAGAUGUGGAGUGAUGUGGGUGGGCCCCAGGGGCAGCGGCAAGAACCGGUGUCCUCCCAGGAGGGAUCUCUGUGGACUGCCCCUCUCCCCCUCCGGGGAGGAGCAGACCUGGCUGCAAAAAUGGACACAGAACAGGCUUUCUCCCAAGGACAGAAAGGGGCUGCUUUGUUCUCCUCAAUUUGUUCAAAUCAGGCUGGUCUCAAGGGGGAGAAAAUGGGUCUUCAAUCUUCAUCAAGCCCACCAUUAACACCCUACCUCUCUAAUCUAACCCGGGCAAAGGGGACAGGAGGAAGCGGUAGACAGGCCCGUGUCAGAAUACAGCAAUGGCCCGCCAGCACUCAAGUGGAGGAGAAUAUGUUAGGCCUUUAUUACCUGGAGGCUCCCUGUAGGAAAUGGGUUUCCGUAGAGUGUUUACUUUCAUGGAACACAUCGCCCUGGCAACUGAUUUUUUAUUUCUUAGUUAGCAUCCAUUUGCUGAAUCAUAGGUGUUCCAGUUCUUCUUGAAAUGCUCAAACAGCAAAUCACUUGUUUUAAUCCCUUUUGAUGCUGUAAUUUUCUUUCCUUGGUUUUGAACGGUUAAGCCUGGGGUGAAGCAGAGAUACUGUGCACACGGCCUGUGCGAGGCUGAGACUCGGCUCAUCACGGCACCCGGUCUGACCAGGAAAAUCCUUUGAGGAAGUUCAAGAAAACACAGCAAAUCAGUGCGAGGACACUGGAGUUAAUGGUCACUCGAGUUCCUGAGUGACUCACCUGUCAUUCCUGAAAUGUACCUCGCCUCUAAGCUUGGGAGGCUAACAAGGAACUAGUUCUUAUGCCACCCGCUAAUUUAAUGUUCACACAUAUGUAAAUGUAUAUAUAUAAGUCUGUAGCGGCUUCCAGUUGGGUGGAACCCUCCCUCCAGUCACCACAGGUUAGCUGAGCCUGGGGGAGGGCAGCCCUCCUGUCCGUCGGUGUCUGGAACACAAAACUGGGCCUUUGCAGUUCGGGGGUUGCUGUGUUUCACCCCCAGACCACACGAUUCAACUGGGGAUUGGAAGGAAAAGCCAUUCUAAGAAGCUUUUCUCCUCAUCCUCCUCGAGACCAUCUUCCCUGACUGCCGUCGCUUCAUCUGGCUCUGUCAUGUCUCUCAGUAAUUUCCAGUCUAGCACUAACUACCCCGUGGAACUUGAUCAGACUGCCUUCUGAUUUUCACUCAUCUCCGGAGCUCACCCGAGGGCUCUGUCACACUCACCUCCACGGGAAGCUCGGUCAGGCUGGGCACCGUGGUCCUCUGGUCCCCCAGAUGCACACCCAGGUCCUCUGCACACCCUGUGACCCCACUUGGAGGAAGAUGGGCUUUCAUGGGGGCUCUUCUCUGGUGUCUGAAAGAUAUCUGUUGUGGGCGUACACAGAACCACUGGCCCGACUAACUAAAUGCUUUCCCCAGUA
Messenger RNA from Felis catus (domestic cat), 3565 nucleotides. RefSeq names its product BTB domain containing 9 (gene BTBD9). Gene Ontology annotation, molecular function: protein binding. The transcript is spliced from 12 exons. The record is from RefSeq and is a predicted model, not a curated record. Lineage: Eukaryota; Metazoa; Chordata; Mammalia; Carnivora; Felidae. Gene Ontology annotation, biological process: adult locomotory behavior; modulation of chemical synaptic transmission; circadian behavior. The coding region runs from base 291 to 2129 and encodes 612 amino acids.